UUUCAAACCUAAGAAAGAAAGAAAAAGGGUUAGAAUGUUAGAUGCCAUAUUGUCCCAAUGUCUCUUUCACAUUUUUGGUACACCAAAGUUCAUUCUUUUCUUCUUUAUCUCUUCCUUUUCUUAUUGCCAAAGCCUUCCGCCGUCCCAAACAAUCCAACAUCAUUAUUUAUAUCACAAUCAAAAUUACACACAACUCCUAACCAAAAAUUACAACAUUAUCAUUGUUCCUUUUUCAUUUUUCCCAUUACAUUAUUCAAAUCAAAGAAUGUCCCAACAAUGGAUGAAGUUUCUAAUAUUGAUGGGUGUCCUGAUGAAAACAGAAGGCUUAUAUGUUGGAAUCACAAAACUCAGAAGUGCUGUUGCUAGAGGUGCUGUUUGUUUGGAUGGUAGUCCUCCUGCAUACCAUCUACAUAGAGGACAUGGAACUGGGAUUAAUAACUGGUUGGUUCAUAUUGAGGGAGGAGGUUGGUGCAACAAUGUCACAACUUGCCUCGAACGCAAGUACACUCAUCUAGGUUCAUCCUGGAAAAUGGACAAACAGCUUGCCUUUUCAGGGAUUUUGGGCAAUAAUCCAAUGUUCAAUCCAGAUUUCUAUAACUGGAAUAGAGUGAAAAUUCGAUACUGUGAUGGUGCUUCAUUCACAGGAAACAUGGAAGCUGUUGAUACUAUUACUAAGCUUCAUUUCCGGGGAGCUAGAAUUUGGCAUGCUGUGAUUGAGGAUUUGUUGUUGAAGGGAAUGAGGAAAGCUAAAAAUGCAAUUCUUUCUGGGUGUUCAGCUGGUGGAUUGACUUCCAUUUUACAUUGUGAUAGCUUUCGAGCUCUUCUCCCUAUCGGUACUAAGGUUAAGUGCCUCUCAGAUGCUGGCUAUUUCAUCAAUGUAAAAGAUGUAUCUGGAGCAUCACAUGUCGCUUCAUAUUUCAAUCAAAUAGUCAAAUUACAUGGUUCAGCAAGGAGUUUACCUGCAUCAUGCACCAGAAAUCUAAGACCUGAUUUGUGCUUCUUCCCACAAUACAUGGCAAAAAAAAUCAGGACACCACUCUUUAUACUGAAUGCAGCAUAUGAUUCAUGGCAGAUGAAGAACAUUCUGGCACCAGCUGCAGCCGAUCCUCGUGGCGUCUGGUCUGACUGCAAGAUUGACAUAAAGAAUUGCUCAACCAAUCAGCUUACUGUCAUGCAAGAUUUUAGGUCAGAGUUUUUAACUGCAUUGAGUAAACUGGGAAAAUCACCAUCUAGAGGAUUGUUCAUAAACUCUUGUUAUGCACAUUGCCAAACUGAAACGCAGGAAACAUGGUUUAGUCAUGACUCCCCAAGUUUACACAAAACGAGAAUAGCAAAGGCAGUUGGAGACUGGUUUUAUGACAGGAGACGGCUUCAGAUGAUAGACUGUGCAUACCCUUGUGACACAAGUUGCCAUAAUCGCAUUUUCGAGCCACAAGAACCACAUCAUCAUCACCAUCAUCAUAAAGGCGGAGGUGGAAGACGAUGGGGAAAUAUGCUGUUACAGAAACUGCUUAUUGUUCUUUGUUUAUUUGGCUAUGUAACCACUUGUUAUUAGAUGACAUUUUUUUAACUAGGUUCAAUUUUUGGAGAAAUUGAGUCAAAUCCAAUUUUGAUCGGUACUUUGGCUUGGAUUGGACUGGAUUGGAUUGUUAUUUAUCACUUUUUUAUCCAUGGCGCGAUGAAAUUCAAUUAGAUUUAUACAUUUUUCAUGUAAUCCAAAGGACCAAAUGUAUACUAUAAGUAUAUGAAUGAUAGCUUAAAUAUACUAUUA
Messenger RNA from Spinacia oleracea (spinach), 1771 nucleotides. RefSeq names its product pectin acetylesterase 8. The coding region runs from base 35 to 1555 and encodes 506 amino acids. Gene Ontology annotation, cellular component: plant-type cell wall. Gene Ontology annotation, molecular function: pectin acetylesterase activity. The record is from RefSeq and is a predicted model, not a curated record. Gene Ontology annotation, biological process: cell wall organization. NCBI's taxonomy places the organism in Eukaryota, Viridiplantae, Streptophyta, Magnoliopsida, Caryophyllales, Amaranthaceae. The transcript has 14 exons.